CUGCUUUCCCCGCGGCACAUCCAUCCUCCUUCACCGCCACUCCGCCAGGUCCGCCACCUCCUUCUCCUCUACUGUCUACAGUGAGAAAUCCCUUGUAAAACCCUAGGGUAUUAAUCCGCUCAAAUUCACUCGACUUCCAGUGUAUCUUCACCAGAAAACGAAUCACACCGCUUUCAAGAUGUGCAACGGGUUGGCUUCAUGCCACGUUUCAUUCUCUGCGAUGGAAACGAUCGAUAACCAAUGCCCUUUUCAUCCCAAUCCUUACGCCCCCCACCAAAAAGAAAAAAAAAGGGAAACUCCAACCUCCAAGCCGCCCCACUCAUGCCCACACGGCGAAGGAUUUGGUCUUUCAUCCAAAAAAAUAUUCUUUAGUUAGAUUGGCAUGGAGUUCCAUCUAGUCCAGAACCAGCAAGUGGAGGUUCAUCUAUGGCAUUUUACAUUUGUUAUAUUUAUUGAAGAGGGCGGUGCUUUUCAGACCCAAGGUGUUGACGUUUAAGUGACCCUUUUGUUUUCUUUCUCAAAAUUUUUAGCUGUUUUUAUGAUGUUUCCUAGACCCCCUUCGUUGAGUAAUGAGUUUUGUUGAAUUCAUGUUCUGAAUGCUGACAAUGCAUGAACAUCUGGCAAAUGUAUGUUUGUACGGAUUUGUUUAUGAAGUGCACUAGUUUGUAUUUUGGAAACCUCAUGUGGCGUUCCCCUGUUUCCCUUUUGCUGCAUUUGUUUAUUAAACCAAACCCCAUUUGUUGGAUUGCACGGAACUGUUUGGGUGUCAUCUGGGGAAGAAAUGUCCUUUUCUUGGUGUUGUGAUAUGAGUUUAUUGAGGAAAUGCACACCUGAGGGAGGCUUAUGUGAGUACAAGAUCAUGUUAAUUUUUCUGUAGUAAUUUGAGUUUCUCAACAUUUAGUAAUCAAUGCCUUUGAUCGUGCAUCGCUUAUGCACAUUGGUUGAUUUUGUGACCAGGUGAUUUUUGUACUGGCAUGAAUUCGGAAGGCCUGGAUUUUGAAACUUUUCCUAAUAUGUACGAGUGUUGAGUUUGAAAAUCUUUUGACCUAGUCAUGUCCACUUUUUUUGUGUUUUUACUCAAAUUGUAAAUCCCACUGUUAAAUACAGGUCAUUUGAUUCUAAAAGUAAAAAUUUAGAUCAUGUUAAUUUAAAUACAGGUCAUUCUGUCAAUGUUGCAUGAAGCAGUGCACUUUUAUUUUAAUGAAAUGCCAGAUAUUUUUCUAUUUGGGUAUGAGUCAUGAAUUUCUAUUCAGUGCCCGGUUCGAAUUCCAAACCAGUCUGGGUUUCUGCAUCAAGUCGGUUAAGGAGCUUAUGUUGUGAGAGCUAAAGUUUCCGGUGAUAUCACAAGUUUGCCCAAGUCUGCUGCAUUGCGAACUCUCGUCUCCUACAUUAGAACAUUUGGCGGUUUUCAUUGCCUUUCAAAAUAUCAUGGCUGAAGAUGCUGAUGUAUCAACUCAUGAGAGCAAGUGGAAGAUGCCACUCUUUGUGUUCUUCAAAGAUGCAAGGCUUGUUUUCAAGAAGGAUGCCCUUGGUUUGGAGGUACUACGGAUUGCUUUACCUGCAGCCAUGGCUUUAGCUGCUGAUCCCAUUGCUUCUCUAAUUGAUACUGUAUUCAUUGGACAUUUAGGUCCAGUGGAGCUCGCUGCUGUAGGGGUUUCUAUUGCAAUUUUUAAUCAAGCCUCACGAGUUACCGUAUUCCCACUUGUCAGUAUUACCACUUCUUUUGUUGCCGAGGAAGAGACUCUUGGAAGAUUGAGUACCGAAGCACCAAAAGGUCAGAAAUUGGAAAAAGAUGCAGCUGAUAAUGGUGAGAUGAAGGAGUUGAUGCCUGAGGAUGAUAAGCUUGAUAACUUGGAAAAAGGUCCAUCUGAAAAUGGUGAAAUGAAAGAGUCUGUUCCAGAAGAUGAUUUCAAGAUGACUACAUGCAAGUCUCCAUCUGUUUCCAGUAGCAUUUCAAAUAAUGCCAAACUCAAAAAUGAGAAGCGUCAUAUUGCAUCAGCAUCCACGGCACUGAUUAUUGGUGGGGUGCUUGGCCUCUUCCAGACUAUCUUCCUUAUAUUUACAGCAAAACCUGUCUUGGGUUUCAUGGGUGUGAAAUCGGGCUCUCCUAUGCUAGCCCCAGCCCAAAAGUAUUUGAUAUUAAGGUCUCUUGGUGCUCCUGCGGUUCUUCUCUCUUUGGCCAUGCAAGGCAUCUUUCGAGGGUUUAAGGAUACAAAAACUCCUCUAUAUGCCACUGUUGCUGGAGAUGUCACAAAUGUCAUUUUGGACCCAAUAUUCAUCUUUUAUUGCCGUUUGGGCGUCGGUGGUGCAGCCAUUGCACAUGUUAUUUCUCAGUACUUAAUUUCGCUGAUUCUCUUGUUGAGAUUGAUGAAGAAAGUUGAUCUCUUGCCUCCAAGUCUUAAAGAAUUGCAAUUUAGUCGGUUUCUCAAAAAUGGUUUUCUAUUAUUAGCUCGGGUAAUAGCUGUGACAUUUUGUGUAACUUUGGCGGCAUCAAUGGCUGCACAUCUGGGAUCUACUCCGAUGGCUGCAUUCCAGAUUUGCUUACAAGUGUGGUUGACAUCGUCUCUUCUUGCUGAUGGUUUGGCUGUUGCUGGGCAGGCUAUCAUUGCUUGUGCAUUUGCUGAGAAGGACUACGAGAAGGCAAGAACAGCUGCCGCCCGAGUUUUGCAGAUGGGUUUUGUUUUGGGCUUGGCGCUCGCAGUCGUCGUAGGAGCUGGUCUGCAGUUCGGCUCUGGAAUCUUCUCAAAGGACAAAAAUGUUCUGCACCUCAUAAGCAUAGGCAUCCCGUUUGUUGCAGCUACACAACCCAUCAAUUCGCUAGCUUUCGUUUUUGAUGGGGUGAACUUCGGUGCAUCCGAUUUCGCAUAUACUGCAUACUCAAUGAUUCUAGUUGCCAUAGUAAGCAUUGCUUCCUUGUUCCUUCUGUCCAAAACCAAUGGCUUCAUUGGAAUCUGGAUUGCCUUGACUAUUUACAUGGGUCUACGCACAUUUGCUGGUGUUUGGAGGAUGGGAACUGGGACAGGACCUUGGCGCUUUCUGAGGGGGAGAUUGCUGCCAUAAGAUUCAUUUGGUUUAACCUCGCGAGACUUAAAUAUAAUAUAGUGACCUUACAUGUUUCCUGUCACUUCAAUUUUGUUGUAUUUGUUGAGAUAUACGUCUCUUUUGGCUGGUCUUUUUGUGCCCUUGCGUGUAUCAUGGCUGGACCUACUUCCUUGAGAAAGUUUAUAUUAAAUCGUGGCAGCUCGACCUCUGUUAAAAA
Molecule: messenger RNA, 3259 nt
Organism: Malania oleifera
Lineage: Eukaryota; Viridiplantae; Streptophyta; Magnoliopsida; Santalales; Ximeniaceae
Product: protein DETOXIFICATION 43
Exons: 14
Coding region: 1429-3060 (543 amino acids)
Biological process (GO): transmembrane transport
Cellular component (GO): membrane
Molecular function (GO): antiporter activity; xenobiotic transmembrane transporter activity; citrate transmembrane transporter activity
Source: RefSeq, a predicted model, not a curated record